AUGCAGUGCAUCAUCAUGCUGGUGCAAGUGCUUCAGCAAGAGCUUCGUGCUGCCCUCGAGGUUCGUGACAGGGAAAGACUCUCAGCCGGCUUGGAGAUGCUGCGCUACGCAAAGGUCGCCCAACUGCCUGAAGAAGAGCCUGCCAUCAGGACGCUUGUGGCCAUCGAGCUCGAGGCCGCGAUCGCGGCGCGCAAGGAGCUCGAGCUGAAGCAGGCCAUCCUGAGCGCGCAGCAGUACGAGCAGACCGGUUCAAGGCUCUACAAGGAUGCGGAGGAUGCCUUGCAGACGGUGCUGGAGGAAAAGCGGGUGGAACAGAUCGGCAGGCAGCUUGCAGACGCCGCCGCGAGAGGCGAUUUGGAGAUGUUGCACAGCCUGCUGCAGGCUGGCAAGACGCGUCCUGGAGGCUCCCUGCUGACCGAACGACCAGAGUUUUCGGAAGCGGAGGUAGCGCUCAAGAAGGGCGUCCGCCAAUCGCUGCAACGUGCCAGUGCGACCUGUAGCCGGAAAGCCGUACGAAAGGCAUGUGCUGAGGCCGAAAGAUACGGCUACUCAGAUUUGCCUGAGUACAUGCGGCUGGUGGAUUUGCAGAGGCAGCUCUGCUUGCAGAACCUGCAAGACGCAAUGGCGAGAAGAGAUCAGGAAGCUCUGCGCUCGACGCUGCAGGAAAUGAUCGAGCAGGAUGUGGACGUCAAUGCCUGGGCUGGUCAGGAGCCGAAGUUCCAAGAGGCGAUCAAGGUCUACAAGGAGCUGCUGGGGCUGCCUCCGUACUUCGAGAAUGAACAGGUGCUGAGCAAAAUCUCCAAGAGCAGCGUCAAGAAAGAAUUGCUGCAAAACACCCUCUGCGAGGUCUUCCAAGAGCUGCUCGAUGCAACCUACCGCCGCGUGCGGACAAAGGACCGAAGAGGAGAUGUGCCGUCACGGCUGAUCGUCAAGGAAGCCGUGGUUGUAAAGAAUCUGCCGAACUUCGUGGAAUACGUGCGAAGACGCGAGGAGAUUCGGAAAGAAUGCCAAGAGCGUCCCCAUCCAGCCACGCUCCUCAAUCAACUGGAGAGCAGAUCUGUAUGCAAGACAUUUGCUGCCUUGCCCAGCGGGAAGCCGUUCCACCAAGUUUGGAGAGAGUCUCACGACCUUCCGAAUGAUCCAGUUGAUGCCGGCAUCAACGAAUUUUAUCUUUUUCACGGAACAAAGCCUUCGUCGGCUUUGGCCAUAGCAGAAGGUGAUUUUCGUCUCGACCUGGCCGGUUCAAACGCUGGGACACUUUACGGAAGAGGCCUCUACUUCAGUGAGAGCACUGGAAAAAGCGACGAGUACGCGACGGAAGACAGCCGAGGACUUUGCUGCAUGUUGGUUUGUCGCGUCACUUUGGGCCGCCUACUGUACACCGACGAAGAAUAUCCGAACACAAACGACCUCGUCAGGCGCUGUACCAGAGGCGAAAACCAUUCAGUACUGGGUGAUCGUGAGAAGAUCCGCAACACGUUUCGCGAGAUGAUCGUCUACGACACACACCAGGCUUAUCCGGAGUUCGUCGUGUGGUACUCGAGAGAAAUGUGA
This is a messenger RNA of Symbiodinium necroappetens, 1554 nucleotides long. NCBI's taxonomy places the organism in Eukaryota, Dinophyceae, Suessiales, Symbiodiniaceae. The record is from the annotation of a GenBank genome assembly.